AUGGAGAUAAACGAAUUUAAUGAGCUUGUCAAACAACGGGAAUGUAUAGAAAAUGAAAUAAAAGAGAAUCUCGAAUUUUUAGAAAGUCCUGAAAAUAAAAAUAUUGGAAUGAAUGGAAAAUUAAUAGAUCCAGAAGGGUUUCCACGUAAUGAUAUAGAUAUAUAUAAAAUUCGAAUUGCUAGAAAUAAAAUAAUAUGUCUAAAAAAUGACUAUUUAAACAUAAAUAAAAAAAUCGAAGAAUAUUUACAUGAAAUACAUAGCUCAAAACCCGCUAUAAGAGUAGAAAGAAAUAAAGGAAAUUAUUCAAACAACAACGAAGAUCUAAAUAGUAUUAAUAUUAAACCGAUAACUAACAAAGAAGAUAUUGAAUUUGCAAAAAAUAAUAUUUUUGCUUUAGUCGAUGAAAUUAUAGAAAAUUCCCCAUCACAUAAAGCAGGUAUAAAACUUAAUGAUCAGAUUUUCGAAUUUGCAGAUAUAAAAAAAGAAGGGAAUAAUAUUGAUAUGAAUAAUACAAAUAAUAUAUUUAAAAAAAUAUCAGAUUUUAUGAAACAAAAUCCUUCUAAAAUUCAACUUAAAAUUCUAAGACAGGAAGCUAUAUAUCAUUGUAAUAUAUUUCCUGAUAAAACACCGACAGGCUUAUAUAUUGGAUGUCAUUUAGCACCGAUAACAAAAUUAUCAAGUUAG
Molecule: messenger RNA, 684 nt
Organism: Plasmodium vinckei vinckei
Lineage: Eukaryota; Apicomplexa; Aconoidasida; Haemosporida; Plasmodiidae
Product: 26S proteasome non-ATPase regulatory subunit 9, putative
Exons: 1
Coding region: 1-684 (227 amino acids)
Biological process (GO): proteasome regulatory particle assembly
Cellular component (GO): nucleus; cytoplasm
Molecular function (GO): protein binding
Source: RefSeq, a predicted model, not a curated record